This is a messenger RNA of Parathielavia appendiculata, 5759 nucleotides long. RefSeq lists its product as uncharacterized. Gene Ontology annotation, biological process: ketone body biosynthetic process; L-leucine catabolic process. NCBI's taxonomy places the organism in Eukaryota, Fungi, Ascomycota, Sordariomycetes, Sordariales, Chaetomiaceae. The transcript is spliced from 15 exons. Bases 1 to 5652 code for a protein of 1883 amino acids. Gene Ontology annotation, molecular function: protein binding; hydroxymethylglutaryl-CoA lyase activity. The record is from RefSeq and is a predicted model, not a curated record.
AUGGAGCGCAUCAGAUGGGACAAGCUUGGAGUCCCUAGUCUCUCCAUCCAAGACGAUCAAGACCGCCAGCCAUCGCCCAGCAGCCUCCGAGGCAGACUCCAGAGCCUCCGGCGAGCGACGUCCCCAGCGCGUUCUAAAACGUCUCAGUCACCCGAAGGCACAAAGGGGGCCUUGAGACUGACGCUCUUGCAUGAACCUUCUGAACCACGUGUAGAUUUUAUAUUUGUACACGGCCUCAAUGGAGGCUCGAGAAGAUCCUGGAGUGCCUCUUCAGACCCGUCUACCUUCUGGCCAAAGGAAUGGCUGCCCUUUGAAGCGGAAUUCAGACACGCCCGCAUUCACAGCUUUGGCUAUGACUCGGACUGGACCAAGUCACAGCAAAGCACUCUAACCAUACACGACUUCGGCCAGGCCUUUCUUGCAGACAUGUACAACUCGCCUAAUCUGAAGAAGAAUGGCAAUACGCCGAUUGUGCUCGUUGCGCACAGCAUGGGAGGAUCAGUGGUGAAAAAAGCCUACCUCCUCGCGAGAAGAGAUCCGAUCUAUACAGAGAUUGCGAACAGAAUUCACAGUUUGUAUUUCCUGGGCACGCCGCACCGGGGUGCCGACUCCAGCGCCUUCGUCACGACCUUGAUCUCCAUGUCCAUCGGCUCCGGGUCAAAGGCUUUCGUCAAGGAGUUAAUCCCUGGCUCCGGGAUAUUGCAGGCCAUCAACGAUGAACUCUGGCACGUCUGCAACGAUGUGCGUCUCUGGUCCUUCUUCGAGGGCCUUCCAACCUCUACAGGUCCAACCAAUACGAUGAUCGUCGAGAAGGAGUCGGCCGUUAUGGUUCAACUCAGUAGAGGACCCCAACUAGUCUACAACAUCCUGCUUCGCUGCUUCAACACCACCAUUGAGGAGAUUGAGAAAGACUACACAGAUGUCGUAGACAAGUCCGAAGACCACCGAACACAAAUGAAACAGAUUGCCCAAGCCUUCGACGUCGCAGAUGGCCCAGAUGGCGACUUCAUACGGAUGCUUGACAAGCUGCACACGGGAUCCUGCGAAUGGCUGACGGACCACCAGUCAUUCCACGACUGGCUCGAGUGCGAUGUCAUGGACGCCAACUUCACGGUCAAGGCUAUCACUUCAGGCCAUUCCAAGAUGACGCCGCGAUUCCUGUGGCUCAACGGCCUGCCGGGCUCGGGCAAGUCGGUUGCCUCCGGGCACGUCAUCAAGUACCUCGAGUCCGCCAACCUGGAUGGUGCCUACUUCUUCUUCAAGAAUAACGAGAAGCCAAGCCUGACGCAGUUCCUUUUGUCAAUGGCGCUGCAGAUGGCGGAGUCAAACUUUCAAAUCCGGCACACGUUUCUCGCCAUGAUGGAGGAGGGCGAGACCAUCGACAGCCAGAGCGACCACAUUAUGGUUUGGAACAACAUAUUCCUGGGGCGCAUCUUCAAGAUGGCUCUGUCUCAGCCCCAGUACUGGGAUCGAGGCGACUGCUCCACUUCGGAUUUCAUCACUAGCCGCCCUAGCGGCCAUGUCGAGCGUCUGCUGAACCAGGAGCGGAUUAUGCGUGUGGAAUUGGAUACUGGGCAAGCCGAGUCGCUGAGGGAUAACGAUGCCUUUGUGAGGUCGAAAUUGUCCCCGAACAUCAUCCAAGACUUCAAUGGAGAUGAAGAGGAAGGCGACCUAGUGGCUGAGAUAAUCGAAAAAUCGAACGGCAUCUUCCUCUGGGCGUCUUUGAUCAUGACGCGCUUGGACGAGGCCCACAUUAUUGAAGCCAUGCGUAAGACCCUCGACCAGGUGCCGUCCGAGAUGAGCGGCAUGUACAGCGGCAUUCUGAAGAGCAUCUGGGUCGUCUGCGCCCGAAAACCCCUAACAACGGAUGACUUGCGGGAGGUGGUGCGGUUGGACAUCAACCAGACGCUGAGGACAUCCGACCGAUUCGCCCAAAUCUGCGGCAACCUCAUUACCGUCGACAACAACCUCGUCCAAGUUAUGCACCAGACCGUCAAAGAGUUUUUGACCGGGGAACAGACCGACUACUAUAUCCCGCGCUCCUGGUCCCACGCCCGCAUCGCCGAGCUCUGCCUGCAGCACCUCAACGGCCGCAACUUCAGCCCGCCGCGCACACGUCGGGGGCCUGCCGUCUCCUCCAAGAUCGACAACAACGCCAUCUUCGACGACUACGCCAGCACCAACUUCUCAUACCACCUCGCGCACUGCUCGCCCUCGGAAUCCACCCUCGAACUCCUUCCCCUCCUCGGCACCUUUUUCUCAUCCAACGUGUUAACCUGGAUUGAGCGCGUCGCCAGAACCGGCCGCCUCUCCCUCCUGACGCGCACCAUUCAAAACCUCAAAGACUACCUCGACCGGCAGGUAGUCACCUCGUCCCCGCUCGACUCAGACUACCAGCUAGCCUUCCGCUUCGUCGACGAUCUGGUCCGACUAUCCGCCAUUCACGGCCAAAACCUCCUCAACACCGCUCAAGCAUCAUCCACUGGAAGUUUCGCCCGGGAUCAGUUCAAGCAAAAGGUUCUCUGCACCUUCAACAACGACUGGGACGAGCGGCUGUCGUCGUUUAGCUUCACCUCGCGCGUCCUGUCAAUCGCCUGCGCGGAUCAGUUCUUUGCGGUCGGCCUCAGCGACGGCUCCGUAUGGGGUGGAGGCGGUACGAAGCAUGCGCUAUUAUGGUCGGCGACGUUGCCGGAGCAGCCGCUUUCAUUCCGGUUUAGUCCGGAUGAUUCGAAGGUUUAUGUGCCCCUGAGGAACGGGGAGGUUUAUGUGUAUCGGGCGAAGAACGGGGUUCGGCUUGAUGAGUUGGCGAUUCUGGAGGAGGACUUGUCGUCGUCGUCGGAGUCCGACUCGGAUGGCGGGGAAUAUGUGCAGAAGAGGACGAUGCCGAUGCUGAUACGGAUCAGUCCCAUGUUGGGCAUCGCGGCGAUUGCGUACCGCAGCUCGCACCUAAAGCUGUCUUAUUAUGAGAGCGAUGAGAGGGUGGAGGAGUUUGAGAAGGAGGGGUAUGAGGAUGGAGGGAUCCCGCCGCAGGUGCUGGAUAUGGCGUUCAAUGAGAAUGCCGAGCAGAAUCUCAUGGCUGUGGCGUACCAGGACGGGGACCUUGUCACGCUGGAUCCCUGGACGCUACAGCAGAAGCAUAGCUACCACUUGAACGCACACACGUUGGCGGCGUCCCCCGAUGGGCAUACCUUGGCUGCGGGAGACAGCGAGUGCGUCAUCUCGCUGUUUGCUUUUGACGGGUUUCGGCUGCUGUGCCGGAUCGAGUCUCUGGAGGAGCGCAUCAUGGGCAUCGUGUUCGCGGCCAACAGCCUGCGGCUCUUUGAUAUCCGGGGCAAUAGUCGUAAUGUCUGGGAGCCAGCCGUUCUCAUCAAGAAGAACCUCACGGACGACAACUCGAGCGAGGCUGACGACUACGUGAUGCCUGCGUCAAACCUGAUCUGUACUCGGACGUUUGAAAGAAGCAAGGCGAUCACCGCCAUGACGCAGGCGGGAGAGUCGAACUAUGUCUUUUGCGGUCGCGAGGAAGGAUCCAUCACGGUGCACGACAUCAGCUCAAGUAGGGUGUGCGCCGAGUUCCAGUUCCAUGCUCGCAUGGUGGACAUCCGCCACGUCGAGUGGAACGCGCAAAGAAACGUGCUGUUCAGUGUCGAUGCCUCUCGCCGAUGCAUUGCCACACGGCUGAGGCUGCCGACCUCCACUGCUGCAGCAACAGCAGUACAAAAGCAGCACCAGCAACUCCAGCUUCAACAGUUCCAAACGAUCCUCGACUUCCGCGCCGCCGACACCGUCCUGCAGGCUCUCAUCAGCCCGGACGCAUCCACAUUCCUCGUGUCAACCCAGUCCGGCGAGGAAUUGCACUCGCCGGGUUGCGGCUGCAUCGCGCAGUCCACCCACUCCCAAAACAAAGCCCGUUGGCUGUCACACCCCACCGACCCUGCCCGCCUCCUCCUCUUCGACAACGGGGCGCAGUCCUGCACCUGUUUCGCUGGAAAGACCUCAGUCACGAAACCCGGGCACGCGGCAUCGCCAUCGACCUUCCUCCUGAGCUCACCUCCACACCCGUCGCCCUCUCGGACGAGUGGCAUUCCCGCCCAGACAGGAUUUCUCACAAUCGAUCUCGCCGCGAUCGACGACCCGGCAACGACCACCAACGUCCAGAUCGCCUGCACAGCGCGCCAGCUCGUGUCGCACGUCAAGUCAGUGCUCGGGAUCCAUCGGUCCAGUCUGUUGUUUAUGAGCGGGCGCGGGUGGGUGUGCUCGAUUAGUCUGGAGAGUUUGAGUCCGAAUUCGGCUGGGAGUAGCAGUAAGACCGGGUACUAUAUCCGGCACUUCUUCAUACCCUCGGUAUGGCAGACGGGGGGGAAGCCGAUUGCGCGUAUCGUGUGUAAGAAGAGUUCGGUGGCCAUGGCGUAUCGUAAUGAGGUAGCCGUGUUCCAGGGUUUUCUAGAGUUUGAGCAUAAGGCUUUGUUCGGGGAGGAGGGGAGAUUUCAAGCGCUGUUUCCGUGUGAAAUGGAUUCGGGAUUGACAAGAAGAGCCUGGUACACGCUGUUUUCCCGUCGAAUGCUGGCCUUGCGGCCGCGCAUGCAUCGCCCUGCCCGGACGUUUGCGACAGCAACAGCAUCGGAUACGCAGCGCCCCUCGUCCGAUUACCGCGUCAAACUCGUCGAGGUCGGGCCCCGCGAUGGCCUCCAAAACGAAAGAAAGACCAUCCCGCUGGCCAUUAAGCUGGACCUAAUUGACCGCUUGGCAAAGACGGGCUUGACGACUAUCGAAGCCGGAUCGUUCGUCUCGCCAAAGUGGGUGCCCCAGAUGGACAACUCGUCAGAGAUCCUCCAACACCUUCUCACGGAGCCGCCCUCGUCCACACACCCACUCACCUUCUCCUUCCUCGCCCCAAACCUCAAAGGCCUAAACAACGCCUUUGCCAUCCUCUCCCAACAUCCGACCAGCUUCGCAACUGAGGGCUCCUCCCCGCAACUAACGAAACCCGCCCUCGAAAUCGCCGUCUUCGCCUCCGCCACCGAGUCCUUCUCCCAGCGCAACCUCAACACCUCCAUCGCCGCCUCCCUGGCCAGCUUCAAGCAGGUCAUCCAAGCGGCCAAGGACACGCACUCGCUGCGCGUGCGCGCCUACAUCUCAGUGGUGCUGGGCUGCCCGUUCGAGGGGUACGACGUGGCCCCGCACAAGGUGGCCGAGAUCGCGACGGAGCUGCUCGAGAUGGGCGCCGACGAGAUCGCGCUGGGCGACACGACGGGCAUGGGCACCGCGCCGCGGACCAAAGAACUGUUGAAUUGCUUGAGCAAGGCCGGCGUACGGAACGAAGACGUUGCGAUGCAUUUCCAUAAUACGUACGGCCAGGCGCUGGUGAACACCGCUGUUGCGCUCGAACACGGCAUCAGGACGUUUGAUUGCAGUGUGGGUGGGCUGGGCGGAUGUCCAUACUCGCCGGGUGCCACAGGGAAUGUGGCGACGGAGGAUAUGGUGUAUUUUAUGGAGACGUUGGGCAUGGAUACCGGCGUGGACUUGGAUAAGGUUGUUGAUAUUGGGGAGUGGAUUACGAGGGAGAUUGGGAAGGAGAAUGCGAGUACCGUGGGCAAAGCGGUGCUUGGGGCGAGGAGGAGGGCCGAGGCGGAUGCUGCGAAGGAGAAGUAAGUGUGCACAUUGGGGUGUGGUAUGCCCAUAAUGGAUGUCUCUAGCGUGACGAAUGCGAUGUCCAGUUCCAGUUCAAUACCUUUACAUUACAUACAUCCUAUUCACCA